ACUGCACAGAGUAACUUGCUUGCUCGCCGCUUGCAGCCUGCCGCCUGCCGCCAGCCGAGUGCCGUGCUUCGGUGGGAUUAGCGGCACAGACAGUUUUAUUACGAGUUUUGUGAGGAGCGGGUGCGUUCACUCGCUAGCUAGUCCACACUUUAGCAGGAAUAAAGAAGAUGGCGAAGAAGAACGGACUGGAAAUAGAAGCUGCUGUGGGGAAGUCUGAGGCCACUGAAUCUACACCCCUCGUGCCUAAGGGUGGCAUCGACACAGGCGAUGGCGGCGGCCCAGGCAAAGGCGGCGGCCAGGGCGGGCUCUCUGUUAAGCAGACCGCGAUCCUGGUGGCCGGAGAGAUGGCCGGCAGCGGAGUCCUAGCGCUCCCUAGAGCUCUCGUCAAAACCGGUUGGGUCGGCAUCCCGAUUAUCAUACUGAUGUGUCUGAUAGCAGCCUUCAGUGGCAAGCGUCUCGGCGACUGCUGGACCAUGGUGGAGAGCCGCAACCCCGACAUGCGGACCAGGAAACGGAACCCGUAUGCCAUCAUCGCGAAUGAGGCCUUGGGACCCAUUUGGAGUGUGGGCGUCUCCCUCGCGCUGGUAGUGACCCAGUUCGGCAUGUCGGUGGUUUACCUGCUGUUGGCCGCGCAGAUCAUCGAGCAGAUCUUCCUCUCGCUGAUGCCUAACGUCACCAUCUGCAUCUGGUACCUGGUGGUAGCUGGAGCGGUUACUCCACUCCUGCUGUUCGGCACUCCUAGGGACUUCUCGCUGCUCGGCUUCAUCGCCUUCAUAUCCACGGUGGUGGCCUGCGUGCUGUACUUCAUCCAGAUGAUGAAUGACAUCAAGCCGUUCGUGUUCCGCUACGGCAUCCACGGUUUCACUGACUUCUUCCUCGCGUUCGGGACCAUCAUGUUCGCGUUCGGAGGCGCUUCCUCAUUCCCCACCAUCCAGAAUGAUAUGACUGAUAGAUCUAAGUUCAAUACUAGCUUGCAAUACAGUUUUCUGGCGAUCCUCGCGCUCUACCUCCCAAUCGCGGUGGCCGGGUACGCGGUGUACGGUGAGGCGGUAGCGCCGAACGUGGCCGCGUCUUUGUCGGCCACACCCUUGUCCCUGGUUGGCAACGUGCUGAUGGCGGUGCACCUGCUGGCGGCCUUCAUCAUACUGGUGAAUCCUGUGUGCCAGGAGAUGGAGGAGCUGUACAGCGUGCCUAUGGACUCCGUGGGCUACCGCACCCUGGUGCGCCUGUCCAUCAUCGCCGGAAUCCUGUUCAUCGGCGAGAGCAUCCCGCGCUUCUACACGAUCUUGGCGCUGGUGGGCGGUACCACCAUCGCGCUGCUCACCUUUACCCUGCCUUCCUACUGCUACCUCAGCUUGCUCAACAAGGGCUCUGGGGAGGGCCAGCCACCCUUCACCGCUUCGGGCUGGACGAAGCUGUUCUGCUGGGAGGUGAUCACCGUGGGCGUGGUGGGUGGUAUCUUCGCCACCUACAGCGCCCUCAGCGCCAUUUUCAGCACUGCACAAGCAGUGCCUUGCUAUUUGCGAUAAGUCGCCCAUUUUGGGGUUAUUGCGGGUGGCGAAAAAAAAAUAAAAAACAUGAUUUUUUUAAUGAGCUCACAAUUUUUUAUUUUUACUAAUCCAAUAGUAAAUUGAAAAAUAACCAAUUUUUUUUUUGAGCUCAAUCUUUUACAAUAAGCGGUUCGGUCUUCCUUUCUGGGAAAAUUUAUUUGAGCUGCGUAUUGAUGAUAUAAAUAUAAAUUAUAAUGAAAAAAAAAUUAUAAUUGAACGAGCCUUUCAGGUGGAAAUCAGAUUUUCAAAACUACUUUUAUUUAAUGCCCUACUGCAUUAAAUUUGGAAAACAGUGGGGACGACCCUAAACAAAGGGGCAAAUAGUACACAAAAAAGCCUAUUUUUUAUAAAAUCUCUAAUUGAUGUUUUUAAUAAUUAAUUAAUAUAUACUCUGCUGUUUAGUUGUUUGUUUUUAAUUUGCUAAUAGAUUUUUAUGUCUACGGAAUCCAAGAAGCCAUCGCAAAAUCUUGCAUUCUCUAUGCGUUUACAGCAUGCAUUUUUAUUUAAGAUAUCAAGAUCAAAUAAUAUUUAUACGGAAAGUUAAGAUUAAUUAAAUGUAAUCUGAUACUAGGUACGAUAAGCUAUUUUGUAAUAAUAGAAGUAGUUAUUGUGGGGUUUUAGAGGGAAUGUACUCCCUCUCUACUUUCGAUCUGAUAGUUUUCAAGUGUACCUAAAUACAUUAGUUUUUAAUUUUAUGUUUUCUACCUUACUUUAAAUAAAAUCUUUU
Messenger RNA from Zerene cesonia (dogface butterfly), 2277 nucleotides. RefSeq names its product amino acid transporter AVT1D-like (gene os). The record is from RefSeq and is a predicted model, not a curated record. Gene Ontology annotation, biological process: L-alanine transport; amino acid transmembrane transport. The transcript is spliced from 9 exons. Bases 168 to 1529 code for a protein of 453 amino acids. NCBI's taxonomy places the organism in Eukaryota, Metazoa, Arthropoda, Insecta, Lepidoptera, Pieridae. Gene Ontology annotation, molecular function: L-alanine transmembrane transporter activity; L-proline transmembrane transporter activity. Gene Ontology annotation, cellular component: vacuolar membrane.